This is a messenger RNA of Helobdella robusta, 888 nucleotides long. RefSeq lists its product as hypothetical. The coding region runs from base 1 to 888 and encodes 295 amino acids. The record is from RefSeq and is a predicted model, not a curated record. Lineage: Eukaryota; Metazoa; Annelida; Clitellata; Rhynchobdellida; Glossiphoniidae. The transcript has a single exon.
AUGGAAGCUGAUUUCGAUUUUUCAUCAUCAAACACGGCUAAGAUUUCAAGUUUCUUCAAAAAACCUCAGUUCAAACUCUCGCACUCCGAAUUCGAUUCAAUCGGAACCGAUUUUCAAAUUUCAAGCUCCGUGGCAAAGUCAAAAAAAGCGAUAGAUGCCGAAACUAUCCGAUCGUACGCUGCGAAGGCUGCUCCGGCCGUUCUCGACUCACCUUACAAAAAAUCCUACUACCUGAACCUCCGCAAAGAGCUGACUGCAGAAUCACCGAAGGAUUCUAAAGAAAUUUCUGUAGCUAAAGAUCAGCAACCGUUCAACCCUGAAAAAUUCGAGAUAGGUGAAAAAUUAAAGAAGGAGGAGUUAGUCGAUUAUUCGAAAAAAUUCACUUCCAGGUGCGUUCUUCCGCCAAGUCUGCGCACAGCUGAUGUCGAUUAUGCGGCAAAGUCAAAUUUUCCAGCGACAAGACCGCUCUCCUCUCAAGGUUUGAGAGAGUCUCCAUCUGCAAGUUGGAUGAAUCGCAAGGGCGAUGACGAUUACUCGAACCUCCUCGACUACGAAAAUGACGUAGGCUGCACAUACAAAACCUCAGAAAGCAGUAUGAUGAACUCCACUUGGAAGAAUUUAGACUCGGGCGAAAAAAGUUUCGUGUCAGCAAAACCUCUCGUCUCAUCCUCUGUUGCAGCCGGUCCAAAUGUCGGCCUGACAUCAUCCGUCGCUACUCCAACAAUUGCCAGCACUGUAUCUGCCCUGAAGUACAAAUCAAAGAUGAUGAAUUUCGAGAAUGAUGACGACACUUACGACAUGAUCAAAAACUCUCCAUCGUACAAGGAAUGGACCGAGACUCGAUUCAAUACCGAUUCUAUGUCAUCAAAGAGUGAAGAUUGGUAUUGA